AUGGAAUCAUGUAAAUAUUGCCAUAAGGAUGACCCUGAUAAGCCUCUUUGGGUCCAAUGUUCUCUAUGUCCACAGUGGGUUCAUGUAUCUUGUGUAUCUUUAAAACAUCUGCAAGAUCAAGAUGGUAAUGAAACAAAGGAAUACCCCCAGUCAUCAAAUGAGAUAAGCUAUUUCCAAUGUGAUGCACACGAGGGAGAUAGUAAAUUGAUAAAGAAGCUCGACAAGAGAAAAAGGAAAAGAAGAAGUCCUUUAGAAGAAGCUCCUUCUCCACCAAGGAAGAGAUACGGAUUGAGAAGAAAACAACAGAUUGAUUACAUUGCAUUGAAUGAAGGUGAUGAUAAAAAGCUGAAAAAAGUUCACCCACACGCUGAAGCAUUUCUCAAAUGCUUUGCCAAAUGGGAAAAUAAUUCCAAUCUAAUUGAUUCAGCCCAAUUGAAUGAUGGAUUCUUCCAAUUACGUGAACCUUUAAAAAUAGUAGAUCCGGAAAAUACGGGCAUGAGACUACCUAGGCCUCAAGAAUUGGGCCUGGCAGAUCAAGAAAGGUCUUUAACUGUCGACGAUAUUACCCAAAUAUUGGGCGGUGAAACUCCGGUUGAUGUGAUGGAUGUGCAAUCACAGCAGAACGAAAGAUGGACACUCUCACAAUGGAACCAGUAUUUCUCUAAAACGCCAGUAGAACAGAGAGAUAGAAUACGAAACGUUAUUUCACUAGAAGUAUCCCAUUUCGAUGAUCAAUUCCACAUCGAAAGACCCAAACCAGUGGAAGAAAAUGAUCUAGUUAAUAUAGUCUGGGAACAUAUGGGUAAUGACGAUCCAAAGCCCAAAGUGACAAGAUACAUUCUCAUGUCAUCAGGUAAUUCCUACACAGAUUUCCAUUUAGAUUUUGCAGGAACAUCAGUCUAUUACAAUUUAGUUUCUGGACACAAGAAAUUCAUACUUUUCCCACCAACUGAUCACAAUUUGAAAGUCUAUACGGAUUGGUGUCAAGAUUUAAACCAAAAUCUGGUAUUCUUGGGUGAUUUAUUGGAUGAGGGCAUUGCCAUGGAGCUACAAGCAGGUGAUCUGUUCAUGUUACCGUCAGGAUGGAUCCAUGCAGUGUACACACCAGCGGAUUCGUUAAUCGUCGGUGGUAAUUUCCUAACAUUACGUGAUAUCGAAACGCAGUUGCAAGUGGUUCAUGUAGAGAAGUUGACAAAAGUUCCCAAAAGGUUCACUUUCCCAAUGUUCGACUUAGUAAUGGGCAAGACAUGCGAAUGGGCGGUCUCGCUCGGUGUACACAAUAACCAUUACAAAUUGACCAAAGACGCACUUAUUGUCUUGCUGAAUUACAUGAAGCUCCAAGAUACUAAAUACAAGCCAUUAAAAUAUCCUUCCAAAAGGUCUAUGAUCAAGAAGUUGGAGGAAUUGAUUGACCUGAAGGAUUGA
Messenger RNA from Zygosaccharomyces rouxii, 1425 nucleotides. It is a transcript of the gene JHD1, whose product is annotated as [Histone H3]-lysine-36 demethylase. Gene Ontology annotation, molecular function: histone demethylase activity; transcription coregulator activity. Lineage: Eukaryota; Fungi; Ascomycota; Saccharomycetes; Saccharomycetales; Saccharomycetaceae. Bases 1 to 1425 code for a protein of 474 amino acids. The transcript has a single exon. The record is from RefSeq and is a predicted model, not a curated record. Gene Ontology annotation, biological process: protein demethylation; regulation of transcription by RNA polymerase II.